Balaenoptera musculus (blue whale) is the source of this 543-nucleotide messenger RNA. RefSeq names its product transcription factor 7-like 1. The record is from RefSeq and is a predicted model, not a curated record. Gene Ontology annotation, cellular component: beta-catenin-TCF complex. Gene Ontology annotation, biological process: regulation of transcription by RNA polymerase II; canonical Wnt signaling pathway. Gene Ontology annotation, molecular function: RNA polymerase II cis-regulatory region sequence-specific DNA binding; DNA-binding transcription factor activity, RNA polymerase II-specific. NCBI's taxonomy places the organism in Eukaryota, Metazoa, Chordata, Mammalia, Artiodactyla, Balaenopteridae.
AUGAGAUAUGAAGUUGAACUAGCCCGGGACAACUACGGUAAGACAAAGAAGAGGAAGUGAGAAAAGCAGCUGUCCCAGACCCCCGCCCAGCAGCAAGCCCAGGAGGCAGAAGGUGCUCUGGCCUCCAAAAGGAAGAAGCCAUGUGUCCCGUACCUGCCCCCUGAGAAGCCCUGUGACAGCCCUGCCUCCUCCCACGGCAGCAUGCUGGACUCCCCGGCCACCCCCUCAGCGGCCUUGGCCUCCCCGGCUGCCCCGGCCGCCACCCGCUCGGAGCAAGCCCAGCGCCUCUCCCUCACCACCAAGCCAGAGACCCGGGCCCAGCUGGCUCUCCACUCGGCUGCCUUCCUGUCAGCGAAGGCUGCCGCCACCUCCUCUGGCCAGAUGGGCAGCCAGCCCCCCGUCCUGUCCCGGCCCCUCCCCCCGGGGUCCGUGCCCACAGCUCUGCUGAUCCCCCCUUCCUUCCCAGCCACGCUCCAUGCCCACCAGGCCCUCCCCGUGCUCCAGGCCCAGCCUCUUUCCUUGGUCACCAAGUCUGCCCACUAA